AAAUCCGCCAGAGACAAAGCCCGCCCAGACCUCAUCAAGGUCCUAACUUACAAUUCUGCUGCCGCCGUGGAAUGGCUGCAGGAUGUCUUCAACCUUGAUCUGACACUCGUCUCCCGCCUGGGGUGAGUCCUCCUUCGUCAGCGUUUCUGUAGCCUUGAUCGCCUAUGCUGACCUGCCUAGUGGUCACUCCCAGCCCCGCACACACCGUGGUCACGAUGCCAAGUUCCCCGGAAUGGCCAUCACCUACGCCCUCAUGCAACGGCUAGAAGAGCUCACCGAGGCGGAGCCCGACCGUGUCCAGAUUAUCAAGAAAGCCCGCGUCACCUCUAUCAACAAGUCCGGAAACACUGUUACGGGUGUUACCUAUGAGUACGACGGUGAGACGCACACCGCUGAUGGUGUGGUCGUUCUGGCCACAGGUGGCUAUGCUGCCGACUUUGGUGAUGGGUCUCUUCUCAAGCAGCACCGCCCAGACACUUUCGGUCUGUCCAGCACCAACGGUACCCAUGCCACGGGCGAUGGUCAAAAGAUGUUGAUGGAGAUUGGCGCGAACGGGAUUGACAUGGACAAGGUCCAGGUGCACCCUACUGGUCUGGUCGACCCCAAGGACCCCACCGCCAAGUUCAAGUUCCUGGCUGCCGAGGCCCUUCGUGGUGAGGGUGGUCUCCUCCUCAACUCGGACGGUGAGCGUUUCUCCGAUGAGUUGGGUCACCGUGACUACGUUUCCGGGCAGAUGUGGAAGGAGAAGGAGAAGAACAAGUGGCCUAUCCGCCUUGUGCUCAACAGCAAGGCCUCGAAUGUGCUUGAUUUCCACACUCGUCACUACUCCGGUCGUGGCUUGAUGAGGAAGAUGACGGGCAAGGAGCUGGCCAAGGAGAUUGGCUGCGGCGAGGCUGCUCUCAAGAAGACCUUCGACGACUACAACGCCAUCGCUGAGGGCAAGAAGAAGGACCCCUGGGGCAAGCGUUUCUUCCACAACCUGCCAUUCAGCAUCGAUGAUGACUUCCAUGUGGCUCUCAUGGAGCCCGUCCUCCACUUCACCAUGGGUGGUAUUGAGAUCAACCAGCACGCCGAGGUUCUCAACAGCGAGAAGCAGCCUUUCGAGGGACUCUACGCCUGCGGUGAGCUUGCCGGUGGUGUUCACGGUGCCAAUCGUCUAGGUGGUUCCUCUCUCUUGGGCUGCGUUGUGUACGGCCGUGUUGCCGGUGACAGCGCUAGCCAGUACCUCUUCAAGCGUCUUCUCUCUGGUGGCGCAUCGACUGCCCAGCAGCGUCUGGGCCAGAUCUCUCUGCACAUCGACCCGUCGACCCCCGGCAAGAUCGCCGUCGAAUGGACUGGAGCCGGUACUGGUAGCGGUCAAAUCUCUGCGGGUGCCGGAACUCCUGCUGCUUCGGCUCAGGCCGCGAAGUCUAGCGCCACUCCCGCGGGGGCCCCGGAGACUGCCAAGCCCAACAGCCCGGCCAAGUUCAGCAUCCCUGAAAAGGAGUAUACCAUGGAGGAGGUUGCCAAGCACAACAAGAAGGAGGACCUGUGGAUCGUGGUUAAGGGGGUUGUAUUAGAUGUCACUAACUGGUUGGACGAGCACCCCGGCGGUGCCAAUGCUCUGUUCAACUUCAUGGGUCGUGAUGCCACCGAAGAAUUCGCGAUGCUCCACGACGACGAGGUAAUCCCGAAGUACGCCGCCCACAUUGUCAUUGGCCGGGUCAAGGGACAGACCCCUAGCCUAGAGCUAUGAUAGAGUGCGGUAGA
Aspergillus saccharolyticus JOP 1030-1 is the source of this 1749-nucleotide messenger RNA. RefSeq names its product putative fumarate reductase Osm1 (gene osm1). The record is from RefSeq and is a predicted model, not a curated record. The transcript has 2 exons. Bases 233 to 1735 code for a protein of 500 amino acids. NCBI's taxonomy places the organism in Eukaryota, Fungi, Ascomycota, Eurotiomycetes, Eurotiales, Aspergillaceae.